This is a messenger RNA of Acinonyx jubatus (cheetah), 4272 nucleotides long. RefSeq names its product SH2 domain containing 5 (gene SH2D5). The transcript has 10 exons. Gene Ontology annotation, cellular component: postsynaptic density. Lineage: Eukaryota; Metazoa; Chordata; Mammalia; Carnivora; Felidae. The record is from RefSeq and is a predicted model, not a curated record. The coding region runs from base 1565 to 2854 and encodes 429 amino acids.
AGGUCUCGGCUGGGGAGGCGCAUCCCGGCCGCUGCCCCGCAUCACCGCCACCUCCACCGUCACCGUCCGUCACCUCUGCCGUCACCCCCGCCGUUCCUCCGCCGGCGUCCUGCCUCGCUCGCCCCUCGGUCGGUCCGGGGAGUUUCUCUGCCCCGGGCCGGGUACCGUCAGCCCAAAACCCUGGCCGCAGUCCCCAGGAAUGACAGUAAGAGCGGGAAGAAUGACCCGCGCUGGGCAGCGCUCUGUGCCUCGAGGGCGCUGGCCCCCUGCGUGCCUCCGGCCCCACUUAAUCCUGAAAACAGCACUUUCCGCUCAAUGUCGUCUGCUUGGAGCGGCCGUCCCCAACCACCCUGUAUGAAAUAGCACCCCCCGAACACCCACACCACGUAUCCUCCCCACCUUACUGUUUUUCUCCAGAUCACGUAAGUCCUCUGAAAUGUUGCUAUCUAGUACCCUCCCCCCCCGCCCCCCCAGGACAGGGACUGUUUUGUUCCUGGCAGGUAGUUGGCGCUUGAAAUAUUUUCAGGAGGAACAAACAACCCAGGAGACAGCUGCUAUUAUUAUCCCCACUUUGCAGUUGAGGAAAUGGAGGCUGGGAGGUUAAGUGGCUUGCCCAAGGUCAUACCAGCCUCCUGAACCUCACAAUCUGUGAUGUUGAUUUUGACCUCUGGCUGCUUGGUCCAGUCCCCUCCCACCCGGAGGCCAAGGGUAGGUGAGGGUGGCACAAGGAGUGUGCUGGGGCGUGCAGCCGAGCCAAAGAUAGUGGAGGUGAGGCAGGUGACCGGAGGGGCUCUGGCAGCCCCAGACCAUCUGGGCAGAGAGGCAGUCAGACAGAGAACGCAGCUGCUUUGCUGAUUAAGAUCAGCCCCUAGCGCCUGAGGUGCUCCGGGCAGCCGGAUAGACUGGGACUCACCAAACUCGAAUGUGACACCUUGCUUACUGGGGAGGGGAGUCUGAGGACACUGCCGUGGCCUAGGGGAAGAGCCCUCAGAGACCCAGACUUGCUUCCCAACCCCCCCCCCUUAUGCUGUGUGACCUCUGGCAAGUGGCUUCACCCCUCUGAACUACCCUUUGCUAAGCCCAGACUCCAGGCUGAGCGGUCUCCCAGAUGCUGUAAAGGUGGGCCCUGCCAUGACUCAACUGAGCUGUGAUGCGGUACAGUAGAGGGCUUCUGUCCUUGCCCCUCAACACAGAUCAACCCAUCCAGUGUCCUGUCUCUAAGCAGGGCCACCUGGAAAACCUCAGAGGAGCAAGAGAAGAGCCCCAGCCUCAUUCCAAAGGUGUCCCCCUAGAAAGGUGCUGACCCAGCCAGUCUCCUGUGUAAAACCUUGGAAAAACAGUUGUGUUCCAAAGCGAUGAGCGGGUGUUUGUGCCCAGAAUGAGUAAGCAGUGCCCUGGAUGCUGCCUGGCACACGGCAAGUGCUCCGGAAGGAUUUGUGAGGUGCAGGAGAUCCCUGGCCUCUGAGGGGAGCAGCGUGGCUCCGGUACGUGGGAACCGUCCCUUCUCCCCUGCCCUCUGCUGCCUCCUCCCCUGUGGAGCUCGAAGCUGGGCACCCUGGGGGCCAUGCAGAAGGCCGGGGCAGGGGGCCGGAGAGCCUCUGACUGCGGCCCAGCCCCUCACCGGCCCAGGUGCAUCACCAAGUUCGCCCAGCAGUAUGUGGGUUCCUUCCCUGUGGACGACCUGGACCCCCAGGAGAGCGUGUGGCUGGUUCAACAACAGCUGUGGGCACUGAAGGAUUGUCCCAGACGCCGGGCUGUCAUCCUGAAAUUCAGCCUUCAGGGCCUCAAGAUCUACAGCGGGGAGGGUGAGGUGCUCCUGAUGGCUCAUGCUCUGAGGCGCGUGCUCUACUCUACCUGGUGCCCAGCUGACUGCCAGUUUGCCUUCGUGGCCCGAAACCCCCAGAGCCCAGCCAGCAAGCUCUUCUGCCACCUCUUUGUAGGCAACCAGCCCGGAGAGGUCCAGAUCCUGCACCUGCUGCUCUGCCGUUCCUUCCAGCUUGCUUACCUCUUGCAGCACCCUGAGGAGCGGGCACAGCCUGAGCCCUGCCUGGCGUCUGCAGGAGACAUGCCCCUGAAGCCACUGUCCAGCCCGGGGGGCCCCCCUGGCCUUGUACGGGAACCCUUCAGCCGGGAUCAGCUUUCACAGAACGUUCAUGCAUUGGUCUCCUUCCGGCGGCUUCCUGCAGAGGGGCCUGUGGGCAGUGGGAAGGAGCUGCCAGAGUCAGAAGGCCGUGGGGGCACCCGCCAUGCCCGCCUGGGGAAUCCCUACUGCUCACCCACACUGGUGCGCAAGAAGGCCAUUCGCAGCAAGGUGAUCCGCUCCGGGGCUUACCGAGGCUGCACCUAUGAGACUCAGCUGCAGCUGUCAGCUCGGGAGGCCUUCCCUGCUGCGUGGGAAGCAUGGCCCCGGGGGCCUGGUGGUCCCUCGUGCCUGGUGGAGAGUGAGGGCAGUCUGACGGAGAACAUCUGGGCCUUUGCUGGCAUCUCCAGGCCCAAUGCCCUGGCCCUGCUGCGGAGAGACGUGCUUGGGGCCUUCCUGCUGUGGCCCGAGCCGGGCGCCAGUGGCCACUGGUGCCUGUCAGUGCGGACACAGUGCGGCGUGGUGCCCCACCAGGUCUUCCGGAACCACCUGGGCCGCUACUGCGUGGAGCACCUGCCUGCCGAGUUCGCCAGCCUGGAGGCCCUGGUGGAGCACCAUGCUGGGACAGGGCGAAGCUUCUUCUGCUCCCUCAACAUGGGCCGCCUGAAUCCUGGCUAUGAGGAGCAGGACCGGGGGUCCGAGGGCAGACCCCCCCGGACACUGCGGCCCCUUGGCCAUGCCAAGUCCGAGGCAGAGCUGCAGGGCCUGGGCUAGGAGGCUGGGCCCCAUGCUCACUGGCCCCGCCUCACCCUGGCUCCUGGGCCUCAGCGGGCCGCCCUGCCCUCUGCCACCCCGCUGGUCACCAGUUCCAUCCAGUCACUCUGCCCCUUGGACCAGUCUUCUGUCACUUCACUGCCUGUGGUGGGGGUGGGGAGCCCUGGCACUGGGGAUUGCCCAUGGCUUCUCAUAGGACGUGACCGCUGAGACCGCAGGAGGGGCAGGUGGAGCUCCAGGCUUCUGUUAACUUGCUAGGUGACUUUGGAUGCUUGUCUCUAGGCUUCACCUUACUCCUCGGAGGGGAGCCUUCUGAGGUGGGCAGGAAGGUGUGCUCACCAGGGACAUGGCCUCCUAAGGCGGCCAGGCCUUGUGGCCCUGACUGGGAGUCUCCCAAGGGCACCUGACUGAGGUUGCCAGCCAUGUAAGGGAGAGGUGUCUGGGGAGGCAGGAGCGAGUCCUCACUGUGGGCAAAGACCUGGGGGCAAGCCACCCUGUCCAUGAGAGAAACAGGACUUGAGGAGCUAGUGGGCAUGGCGUCUGGGCUGAGCUACACCCAGGCUGACAGAGAGAGCAUGCCUGUUUCUCACAUCAUUUGAGAUUAAGGCAGUCUCCCCUUGAGUGUUGAGAAAUGAGGGUUAAGGGGGCAUAGGAUGGCAGAAUGGACGAAGAGCCUUGCCCCCCAAGCCCAGGUGGACACCUGUGUGCAGAAGGGAUGUGGACCAGCAGACAGGGCAAAGAAUCUCUGUGUUGCUUAGAAAGGCUGGUUGGUCUCCACUCAAAACCACAGGGUUGUGAUUCCUGCCUUCUGUGGAGGGAUGCCCCAUCUCACCCCUCCCCAACAACCCCAAGAACCACCAAGACACGCGCACACACACACACCCCGCACACGCUGGCUCGUUUCCUUUGUCCAUUUGACUGGCAGGGGCCAGCAGUGAGCCGCAGGAGUACUGGGGUGACCGGGGCUCUAUUCAACUUAUUCUGGGCCAUUCUGGGUCUAGCGGCUGCCUGGGAAGCCACCUGGUUUUGGUCCACUUCCCAUAACGUGGCGCUGGCUGGCUCUGGUUGUCAGGGGCUACCUCACCAGCCCAAGCCCCCUGGGGCUGGGUCACAGUACAGCCAUCCAAAGGUAGAACUGAUGUGGACCCUGCUGGGGGGGGGGGGGGGGCGUUGGCCUCAGCAGGGAGUGGGAGUACAGAGAAAUGAUUCUGCUCUAAGGCAAUAGCCCUGAAGUGACUGACAGAUCCAGGUGCCCCCGCCCCCCUUUAGAAGCAAGCUUGACGGACAGACAUGAAUACCAAAUUAUUUAGGGAGCAAGUUUACUUCGUAUGAACUUCUCUAUUCCUGAGGCAGAGGCUUAGUCACGAAUGUGGGGGCUGCCCUCCCCCAUCUGGGAGUGGGAUGUGACUGUUCAGUGC